ACAAUAUGUUGCCUCUGAGAUCUGCACCGACAGACAACAUUUAGCAUAUUUCAAGGUUAGAGCAUUGCAAAUAUCUAAGUAGAAAAAUUAUGGCUCAGAAUCUGGAAACUGUGUUGGAACUCAAGUCAAGUGCUGAGCAAUUCUUGAGUCUAUGGAAGGGUCGAGCUCACCAGGUGCCUGACCAUACCCCUUCCAAUAUUCAUGCAGUUCAUGUCCAUGAAGGUGAUUGGGAGACUUCUGGCUGUAUUUUGGUAUGGAAGUACACUAUAGAUGGAAGAAAAGAGGUAUUCAAACAAAAGCUUACAGUGGAUGAUGAGAAAAAACAAGUGAUUAUGAUUGGUGUGGGAGGUGAUUUAUUGAACAUGUACAAGGUCUAUAAUAUUGUUUGGGAGUUGACUCCUAAGCCACAAGGCAGCUCUACCAAAAUCACUGUUGAAUAUGAGAAGCUCAAUGAGACUGUUCCUGCUCCUCAUAGUUACCUGGAUUUUCUUGUCCAAAUCACUAAGGAUAUGGAUGAAGGGAUCAUCAAGGUCUCUGAAUAAAAUCAAAAACGAUAUUAUUAAUAUAUAUUGGAGUCGCACUGAUCGACAGGAAGAGCUCGACUUCUUGCCUUGCAUUACCAUAACGAGAAAAAAAAUGAAUUAGUAUAUAUCUUUCAAAAUUAAAUAAAACUGUGUGAGAGAGACCAAAUAUAUAUAUUUGUAAUAUCUUGAAGUAUGAUUUGUGUGCAUGCAUGCACGAGAGUUUUAGUGUUUUUAUGUGUGAUGUCCUAAAACGAGUGUUGUAUAUGUAUUUGUUUAAAUAAAAGGGAAUUAUCAUUUGUUGGUAUUGCAUGUA
Messenger RNA from Mercurialis annua (annual mercury), 837 nucleotides. RefSeq names its product MLP-like protein 328. The transcript has 2 exons. The record is from RefSeq and is a predicted model, not a curated record. NCBI's taxonomy places the organism in Eukaryota, Viridiplantae, Streptophyta, Magnoliopsida, Malpighiales, Euphorbiaceae. The coding region runs from base 90 to 542 and encodes 150 amino acids. Gene Ontology annotation, biological process: defense response.